AUGCCUUUCAAUCUCGUCUGUCCUUCCUCCCGCGGUCUCUCCCUAGCACUGAGCCGUCGUCUCCUUCAGACCUCCCCUUAUCCUCUGGUUGCUACUGCAAGGAAAGAUACCGAUGCUGUUAAAUCAAGCAUCCUAGAAGGAUUGGAUGUUGACGAGAAUCGUGUCACUGUAUUGAAAGUCGAUGUUACUGACGAAUCAUUACUAUCCGAUGCUGCAUCCGAGAUUUCGAAAAGGUUCCCCGAAGACCACAUUCAAUAUGCCUUCUCAACAUGUGGAAUACUACACCCAGAACGCUCCCCAGCCGAUUUGAAAAAAGAACUUAUCAUGGAAACACUAUAUACGAACAUACUAGGACCGCUCCUAGUCCUUAAGCACUUCUCCCCUUUCCUCCCUACAAAGAAAACGUCCUCUGGUUCGGAUGCUCCUUCGGUUUGGUCAAACAUGGCUGCCCGGGUUGGAUCUACAGCCGACAAUCGUUUGGGCGGUUGGUAUUCCUACCGCGCUACCAAGGCGGGUGUGAAUUCAAUCACAAAAACGUUUGACAUACACCUUUCGCGUGUGUCAGGGGACAAGGCAUUCUGUGUCAGUUUGCAUCCAGGAACGGUGAAGACAGAACUGAGCAGAGAAUUCUGGGGAAGUGUGAAUAAUGACAAGUUGUUUUCUCCGGAGAGAGCAGCAGAGAGGCUGGUGGGUGUUGUGUCAGGACUAAAGCUAGAUCAGAGGGGUUUGUUUUGGGACUGGGAAGGAAAGAAAAUCGAAUGGUAA
This is a messenger RNA of Morchella importuna, 765 nucleotides long. RefSeq lists its product as uncharacterized. NCBI's taxonomy places the organism in Eukaryota, Fungi, Ascomycota, Pezizomycetes, Pezizales, Morchellaceae. The record is from RefSeq and is a predicted model, not a curated record. Bases 1 to 765 code for a protein of 254 amino acids. The transcript has 2 exons.